AUGAACUCAAUUCCAUGGGGAGACGUAGAGGAGGAUCUUCUACGCGAGAAAUUACGCCAAUUAAAACAACUGCAGGAGAUUAAGACCAACGACCUGGUCAGCAAUUAUUUAAUUCCUUUCAUCCUGCUGGUAAAUAAAAUUAUUGCGAAGAGUGAAGAGGCCAAACGAGGGGCAGAGCUGAAGCAGGAAAAGAAAAAAAAAAAAAUUAUCGAAGAAAAUAUACAUAAGAUAAAGAAAAAACUAACCGAAAGCAAAAAUGGGGAAAAUUUCAAAAGGGAGGAAAUGUCGUACCAGCGGGAUGGGUGGAGUACACUGGAUGGUGGGGAUGACCUGAGGGAAAGACUACCAGACGCGUUAACAGCGGAAGAGAACAACGACGCCAGUCAGGUGGACAAGAAAUGUAACUUUUCACAACUGUGUGAGGACCUAAUGGAGGGAUUCCACAUGUGCAUAUCUCUGCUGCUGAGGGGUAUGAAGGAGGGUAGGGGUAAACCCAUUCGAGAGGAGGAGGACAAAACGGAGCAGAGCGACGUUAGCAGCAGUGGCGAUUGCCCCUCUGCGCGAAGGGGACGGUGGGCCUUCCAUUUCAGCCUGCUGUACCUCGCGCUCUGCUUUUAUCACAUGCACCUCAUAAGUGACGAAACGGGAAAGCAGCACCUACACGUCAGCCUCUUCCUCCUCCUGGUUUCCUUCCCACACUUUAAGGACAAAGAAAUUGAGCACUACGUGUGCGUAGACGGAAAGGUCUACCUGAGGUUCGACGUAUCUGUGGCAAGGCUCCUCUCCCGUGUGUGUAAGAUCGUGGGGUUGAAUUGUAAACGGGAAGGGGACGCCCACUCCUGCUUGUUCUUCCUAACGCACAGUUUUUUCUUCAUCCAGUGUGCUCACCAGGGAGGGGGUGCGCCGGAGGGAAAAGGGGCAGACGCGGGAAAAGCAACGGCUAACAGAGAGGAAGAGAGAAAAAAGUACAACUCCUUCCAAGACAUGGUAAACAUUAUCCAGCACAUCAACCAAGUGUUCAUCGAGUUUAACUUCUUCACGGCAUCCACUUUCCUUGCGAUGAAAAGUAUCGAUCUGCACUCCUUCCUCCUGAGGAGUGACAUAGAAGAGGUGAGGAAGGAGUGCAGGUCGAUGCCUCCCAUGGUGAAGGAAGAGCCCGUAGUGGGAACCCCCAAGGAGAGCCCCCCUUGUGAUGAACUUGUCUACCUGAAUGAGGAGUUAACACAACAGGACUGCCACUUUUAUGUGGACGCCAGUUAUGUCGGUGAAGAGAAAAGGAUCAACACCCAGAUGGAGAAAAAGCUAGACAAAAUAAUGGAAACAACCACAUCCCUUUUCGACAGCAUAAACGAAUGCAUCUACCUUUUCAUGGAUUUGCACCUUCUUAGCAUUUACGAGCACCUUGUUUUGUUUUCCCUCUACAUGGCCAAAGACGUGAGCAAGCUAUUUCAUCAAUUCAAGGGAGAAAAAAAAAAAAAAAAACUUUCGCACCGGUACAAGUACAUGGCGUAUAGGAACUUGCUCGAGAUUUACAUCCUCUAUUUGAAACAUAAUUAUUUGCGUUAUGCAAAAAAUGGAGGAGGAGACAACGACACCUACGUAAGGGCGUGCCAAAUUUAUAGACGCAUGGACGAGGUCAAGCGGACCAUUCGUUCGUUGCUUCAAGGGUGUGGUGGCAGGAGCAACACACAUGUGGGUGGUCACCCAAUGGGGAGGAAAAAAGAGAAUGUAGGAAAAGAGGAAAACACGACAAGGAGUUGCAGAGAAGUGGGGAAAAUCCACCCUAGGGAGUACUUCCACAGGAACAAAAUUUGCAUUCGCCCUAGCGUCAUUGACCAGGGGAAGGAUGACCUUGGAGUAGCUACCUUCCUGGAAAGCACCAUACGGGUGAGCACCCCUGAUUUGAAGACUAUGCCAAAUGGGGAGCCCACUCAUUAUUCACGUCGAGAGAAAAUUCCAUCGAAACUGCUUGGAGAUAAUUUCUCCCUCGUGGGCGAUAGCAACAUCGCUUACCAGUUUAUACGAGAACAAAUAGUGCACAGUAAUAUUUUCAACUUUGACGUGGAUGAAGAGGCGGAGGGGGAAAUUGGACAGAGUCAGUCUGUCCUCCUUGGGGCGAAUGAGCAAAUGUCCUUUUCUACAUUCCUUCGGGGGAAGGUAAAACAAGUGGAUGGUUUUGUGGGGGAAAUAUUCUCCCAAAUUUGGGAGGAAUUUACACGGGUGGACACUUGCCCAAGCGCCACAGAAGCAGAAUCGACAACACUAAUCGGCUCUACUUCAGUGAAAAGUGAUGCCCCCCCUUGGGUAAAUAUCCAGCUGGACGAGGACCACGCCGCGGAUUUCCUCCAAAUCUUCCAAUUUGAAAAAGUUAACCUCCCCCAUAUGCAAUUUGAAGUCUGCAAUUUUGACGACGCAGAGUAUGGUAAGUUAGCCACAGAUAAGAUGAAAAAGCUGUAUAGAGGUUUCUCCAAGGGUAGGGCUGACCAACAAUCUGAGAAGUGGAACCUCCCUUCUGUGGGGAUCCCCCCAAAAGGGGAACAGUCCACCUGCAUAGGGCACUGCGAACAUGCACAUUACCUAUGCCACAACUUUGAAGAAGUACAGUUUUUAUUUAAGAAGGUAAAAAAAUAUAAAAAAAAAACGCUCACAUAUUUCUCCCUACAAAACGAGACAACAUUACACUUAGAUAUCCUCCUGAAUUCAAGUGAGUCCUACUUUUACUUUAACUUCUUUACCAAGUCGUAUGAGGAGUACAUGCACAACUGCAGGGAGAUGCUAAAUUGUAUUAGUGCCCCCUUGGCGCAAAUAACACACGAGCAGUACUUGUCCUAUCGACGAGAGAUGGCUCUCAAAUGUGCACUCAUCCUGAAGGACAUUUUCAUCUGCGUAAAAUGCAACACCCUUAUCGAUAACAUGCACGUGAAUGACCUUAACAGGAACAGGAACCUACACUUCGAUGAUCACAUCGGGGGAUCCCUCACAGGGCAGGAGAAGGGACUAAUCCUACAAAUUGUGAAAUAUUACCUCUUCUUUUUGAGUACCUACCAGAUUGACAGGGAAGGGGAGGAGCACUCCACCAACCCUGCUUCCUUCCAAAGUGAGGAAGAAAAAAAAUCCUACUUCGAUAUAUACUUUUACGUCUGCAAAACGCUGUCCACAGUGGACGACAAGACCUUCGUUGUGCAGGCCAUCCAGCAUUACCAGCGUUUGUUGAAUUACGCCGCCAAAAAUAAAAUGUAUGCCGACGAGGGGUACAACGAGUAUAUGCGUGACGUGUGCAGGAAGUCCAUUUGUGUGUUGCGCGGGAAGAUGCUCGAUUUGGGGUAG
Plasmodium coatneyi is the source of this 3327-nucleotide messenger RNA. RefSeq lists its product as uncharacterized. The coding region runs from base 1 to 3327 and encodes 1108 amino acids. The record is from RefSeq and is a predicted model, not a curated record. The transcript has a single exon. NCBI's taxonomy places the organism in Eukaryota, Apicomplexa, Aconoidasida, Haemosporida, Plasmodiidae.